GACCGCAAAACAGCACCAGUAACCUUAUCUGCAGGGAUCAUUAACCUUUCUGGAAAACGCAGCUGGCUGUGCUCUGAGGUUUGUCCUCAGAAUGUGAGGAGCGCCACACAGAUACCGCAGAGACUGUUCAAAGACUGUUGGGUUUACCUUGCGCGCUUUUGCUCCACCGUAGUGUGGCAGAAAAAUGAGAUUGCAACAAUUCUUUUUUCUGUUUCUUGUUUUUAUGAUGAGUCUUCUACUUACCCCCGGACAGAGACCAGCUAAUUUGGCAAUGAGAAGAAAAUUGCACAGGUACAACUGCCUUCAGAGGAGAUGUAUGCCUCUGCAUUCACGAGUGCCCUUCCCCUGAGAUCUUCUCUAACUUCUCCAGAUCUACCAGAAGAGGAGUGAAGGAAAAGAUACCCACCCACGUAAUAGUGUGAUUGAUUAGAAGUUUCUGUUUGAAAAGGAAUUGUUUGAAAGCAAUGGGAUGGCUUAUUAGUUUCACACGAUUCUCUUCUUUCUGGUUUCUCUUUAGAGAGAGAAUAAAUUCAAAAGCAAUUCCAGUCUGAAGUAUAAUUAUUUGCUUGCAUAACAAAAUUCUCUUAUCUUUUUCUGCACAUUAUUAUUCUUACCUGGUUUAAGAAGAAAAACUCUUUAAUGUCUUAGAACUCUCUAACAGUAAAAAGUGUAGGAGUUUAAAAUUGUCCUUUCAUAUUCUUAUAAUUUUCCGAAGGUAUUAAAAUUACUUUUUAUAUGUUUGAGUGAUUGUAAAAAAAAAUCCUAAAUCUGAAAUCAGUUGCAUUGGCUAUUUGGCUUUGCAGAAUAGGGAGAAAAUUAUUCGUUCAUUGAUUAUUUAUAUAGAGAGACUAAGAAAGAAGCUAUUAACUGCUACCAAUGUUAUAUAAUAGGCUUUAAUGUUUAUGAACGUACUUUUUACUUUGAAUAAUAUCCCUUUAUAGUUGUAAAAUAAAGUCUGAAAUACUAAUGGUAGUUCAGUUUAUAUUACAGCUGAAAUGUUUAUUUCUGAACCUAUUUUUCAACAUGUCAUCAUAA
This is a messenger RNA of Globicephala melas (long-finned pilot whale), 1035 nucleotides long. It is a transcript of the gene APELA, whose product is annotated as apelin receptor early endogenous ligand. Gene Ontology annotation, biological process: heart development; apelin receptor signaling pathway. The record is from RefSeq and is a predicted model, not a curated record. Gene Ontology annotation, molecular function: apelin receptor binding. Lineage: Eukaryota; Metazoa; Chordata; Mammalia; Artiodactyla; Delphinidae.